Messenger RNA from Haliotis rubra (blacklip abalone), 6676 nucleotides. RefSeq lists its product as uncharacterized. The coding region runs from base 265 to 5229 and encodes 1654 amino acids. Lineage: Eukaryota; Metazoa; Mollusca; Gastropoda; Lepetellida; Haliotidae. The transcript has 8 exons. The record is from RefSeq and is a predicted model, not a curated record.
GGUGAGGGAGUGCUGCGGCCCGGGUCAAUGGCUAUUUGCCUAUGCUAAACAUAGCUGCGAGAAGCAGGCUGCAUAAUCAAGCAUGGGGCUUAUGGAUUAAUUUACAAUUCUAUGAUAAUGGACUGAGUUAGACACAAGUGCUAUAUAAUGAAGUGGAACAAUGGAACCAGUCUAUUUGAUGCAUUGGGAUGGUAGGAUAAGCUGAGAGAUUUGAAGGAAGGAGAUAAGAUGGUGAGAUGAUGCAUCAAGGAUCUGAGCAGAGUAAUGUCUGCGUGUUCCGAGUUUACCCAGAAUGCUUGGCGCCGUGACCUUUGCGCCAACUGCCAGCGAGCACGUGCUGACCACACUGGAAGUUUCCACCGAAGUAACUCCGCCAAAUCCUCCCCUGUCCCCAGCAAACGCACAUCAGUCAUCCUCAAGGCCACCUCGCAGCACAUAAAUGGGGUCAAAGUUGAACCCGGAGAUUGUAUCACAAUAACCUCAGCGGACAUAGAGAACGCCAACUCGAAGCUGAGCAAGAACGAUAGGAACAGUUCCUGUGAUAGGACAAAGUUCAAGAACAAUGAGAAUCACAACAGUAACCUGCUCCAAGAUGAGAACCCACCCAGAGUAGUCCGCCUUGUUGGUAGGCACGGCAACAGGUCAAAUCCAAGGAAGGGUGUGCUGGUAAAGUCGGUCGCCCGCCACCAGAGUCGCAGUGGACACGUUGUGUUCACAGAAGCUGAACCAGACGUGAUUGGUUACGACGGUGGAUUAGAUAAUAUCCUUGACGAUGAAGUUGACUCUCAAUGUGAAGGUCACUCAUCCAGUGAUGAGAUGUCCUUCACUGAGGAAGAGAAACAGAAUGCUCUGCUGGCACUUGAAAACAUGAUCUGGAAUGCUGACAUCCGAAACCUUAAAGAUUCUGCUACCAGCAAAAAGGGUCCCAGCAAGGAGUUUGAAGAUCUUGACCUUCAGCUACUGUGUCGACCUGACCGGUUCCACACCCUCCGAGACUGUGACGCUUCUUUCAAACAUGGGACGUUCCCCGUUCGUACCAAGCCAAGCCUUUCCAAACUGUCGGUGGAGGAGCUGUUCAACUCAGACAUAGAACUGCACCGGAUUGCGGACACUAUGUGUGAUAGGGCUGACAGUGAAUCCUCGGGCUCAGAGCAGUACAAACAGACAAGUAUAGACAGAGUGAAGUCGCUGCCUGCAUCAUCUGCCUCUUCGUCAGACAGCGACAGUAAAGCAUCUGACGACAAGAAGUCAGUUUCUGUGGAUGUGGAAGAAGAAAGUGACGUAACAAUGCCAUAUAAAAUAGUGAACAUUAUUCCAAGACACACUCCAAAGCCGUAUGUAGUUCCAAAGGAGAAUGCUAAGUCAUACACUCUGGAUGAUAUUGAGGAGUGUCUGUAUGGAUCUCAGUAUGAAUCCACCUCUGGACCUGAGCCCAAACAGGAAGUACUUUCUGCUGGGAAAGAGGAAGAAUUCAGCUCUUCUGUGAAAGAGGAAGAGAAGAAGAAGGAUGGCAACACCUCUUUCUCAGACACAGACAGCACUAUUGCUGGAUUGGAGGUGGUAGAGCUACUUAAUGAUGUGUUGGCUAGCUAUGGUGAGAUUGAGAGUAAGUACAGCGACUUUAGAUACAGCCCUCGCCAGCCAUUAAUAGAGGCGAAGGCUGGCAGCAGUGCAGGGGAAUCUGGUGCUAAAGAUACCGACAGCAAUACUGACGCCCGCAAGGAUAAGUUGAAAAAAAAUGCUGACUUUGAGAAGCGAAUGGCUUCUGUGGCAGCUAACCUUGACCUGCAGAAGUCGCGAAAAUCUCGUCAGGCUCCACGACCUCCAAGUUCUCCUCCCCCAGAACCGCAGGUCUCGCCCACACGGAAACUAGCCAAUCAGACGGAGCCCAACUUUAAGAUGGUGACAAUGGGGAAGUCCAUAGUGACCCCUCCACAGCUGGAACCUUUGAUAGCACCGAAGGCUGUGAGUGAACCAACUAUAGGCCUGGAUGAGCAAGAUGCCCUUGACCUUCGAGUCGGCUGCAAGUCGGCAGAUAUGGUGAAGGCAAAACGUGGUGGUUUUACUUCAUUCUUUAAGAACAUUCUGCGUCGUGGGAGGGAUUCUUCCGAACUGCCUGUUGAAAGUAGCAAUCCAGAUAUUACCUUCGCAAAGCCAGAAUCCAAAACUGAUGUGAUGUCCUCAUCCAUGAUAGAGAUCAGAGAUUUGAAGGAGGAUCAGCCACCAGCCUCACCGGCAGAGAAAAGAACUGCAAAAUUUUCUCCACAGCCCAAAUUCCGAGUGUUGCCGCCUGCAACCCCUCCCCCAAUGAGCCCCCCUGUCAUUUCCUCCUCCAGUCCAGCACUGGACCAUAAGGGCUCCAUUGAGGACCGCUUUGAAGGUGCUAUGCCAAAAGCUGCCCCCAGUUCCCCGUUACAACAUAAAAAGGGAGUGUCUAGUCCCAAACUACGAAUGAAGAAAGACCCAGAGAAAUCCUCUCCGAUCAUGCAGAGGGCAGCUGCAACCAAAGACGAUACACCUACAGUCCUUCCACAGCUUCCAGCCAAUCCCCCUACCACGAAACCGAAGACAGACUUCACCUCCCAUACACUCCCUCGUGACCACGGGAGGUCCCGCGACACCACAUCUACAACCACCACUACAUCCACAAUGUCAAGGUCGCAUCAGACCUCCACUUCCUCCCCUGCCCCGAAACCCAUUCCCCCACAGGUUCCCAUUACCCAGCCAGGGGCCAAACCUCCUCCUCCUCCCCAGCAUGGGACCAAACCACAGGUGCCUCCCAACCCACCACAGACGAAACCACAACUACCAUCCAAGCCUCCUGGGUCGGGCGGGGAAGAGUCUGGGGUGGUUGUCCGAAGGAGACCGAAGAGUCCAAAGAAGGGUGCUCCCCCUCAACCACCCACUCGUACGUCAGUUCCUGCUCGGAUGACAGAUGCAAGGAAUCCCGACUUUGCUCGGGAGUUGGAGCGAAGGUUAAGUCGGUCGACUGAAGGAGCGCCAUCUAUACGAGACAGGAAGUCAUCAACCCAGGGGCCACCAUCACCAACAUCGCCUGUUCCAGAGCUUGAUGAAUCCAUGCCCACCUCACCCACCACACUGGAAAAGCCAGAGGAAGUAAAGAAGAAUGAAGAUGACUCUCCACGGGAGAAGAUCGAACUGCCAACUGCUGCUCCGAUGAGCAGGAAGAGUUUUCUGGGCAAGUUGGGCAACAAGAAGGGUCGUGCUCCUCAGCCUCCUGCGUCGGUGAAGCGGGCCAAGUCCAUCACGGAGUCCACACUACCACGCACUAACAAACAGAAGAAGAUCAAUGCUGCUGACAUAUCGGGGCCUGUGUUGGUGACUGACAUGACGAACACGAAGAUCCUGGAGAACCGUCGGAACACCAUCUCACUAGGUGGACCAAUGUCAUCAUCUGUUAACAUGGACAAGGAAUUUGAGGAUCUGAAACCUGAUGCUCUCUCUCCAUUGGGCUCUCUGGAGAAUCUCUACGAGGCAAUCCUGCCAAAGUUCGGAGGACGUCAUGUCUACGAUCCAAUCACUGGCAAUACUGUGACAACAAUAUGCCCAAACAUUCCAGUUGAAGGUUACCUUGAGCCUGUGCCACCAGUUACUGCCACAGCAGGGACUGCGGCAAAUCUCUUGACCCCCUCCAUGACCUCGAGUAUGUGUGCGUUGCCGUCAGCGAUGACCUCCAGCAUGAUGGGGAUGACGUCGAGCAUGGUGGCGAUGCCAUCAACGAUUGAAGAAGAGGAUAGCCUGGGUGAUCCGUUUGAUGAAGAUGCUGACAUUGAUGAAUCAAGACAGAUGCUUCUCGCCUCACAGCCCAUUUACGAGGAAAUCAAUGGCUACAAUAAGGUUGUCGAUGAUGAUGCUACAUCCAUGGUGUCUACGCUGUCCCAGGUUUCUCAGACAACUGAGACUGAUUUCCUCGCCCCUCCUGACAAUGCAGGGCGCUCCCAAUCCCGGGAAACUGUCUCUUCAGAGUCAGACACGACUUCCACUUGCAGUACCCUCUCCAGGCCCAAACCUGCCCCCAGACGGAAACCCAAGAAAGGUGAUCGGUCUUCCUCGGAGCAAUACGUGGCAAUGAACCGACCUAAUACGUCAGUAACAUUGCGAGAGGACAAGCUUCGAGAUCUACACAGUCGCUUGACGACGAUGAUGUUGCAGAGCCUCCAGGACAUCUACAGUCAGGUUGAACGGCUGCUGUCACAAGAGAAGCUGUCGCUGCCAGCUCCCCACCAGCUCAAGUGGGGAGACUUUGACAUUUAUGGUCAGCCACUGCAUGCUUCAGAAAGAUGUAUCGUCUAUAAUGCAAAGUUCAAGGUCAACAACUCCCCAUGUCAACUUAUGCUCCUCCACUCACGCCCUGCGACAGAGAGCAGCACAGUGACCCAUCCCAGCCUUCUGAAGCCAGCAGCCGUGUUCGCAGACACUAUCCCUUUCUCUUUCCUCACGGAGGAGUUCAUCAAGACGAGUCAGCUGGUACAGAACUCUGUGUAUGACAGCAGCUUAGCUAAGUGUUUCUGUGCGGUGGGCAGCUUCGACAUCAUCGAGAGUCUGGACAGUCACUUGUCCCUGUUGAGGGAGACCUUGACUCACAAUGCGGAAGUCUACAUGAACGUCAUCCUCUCCAUGGCCCUACAGCUGCUUAGUGCCAUGUCACACUGCUUAGACCAGGGAUACACGGUCACCGAGACAGAUUUCCGGGACAUAUUCCUCGUAACACGCAGCGACCUUCGGGGCAAGGUCAUCACCUUCUUGCCACGGCAACGCUCACAUGACGUCCACCAGGGUGAAGCCAUGUGCCGAUUCCUUGACAAGCUGUUGGACGAUGCAAUGACAGAACACCGAGCGGAAACGGAGAGCCCAGAUACCCUGGACACGGUUGAGACCCUACAGGGCAUGUUGCAGCCACGGAAGGUGGAAUGUCUGGCCCAGGUUCGAUCUGUGGUGGAGUACUUGCUGUGGGGACCGAGUGGGACUGACCCAAGCCAGAAUGAACCAGGCAGGUCUGAACCUUCUGAAAACCCUGAAGACAUGGAACAGGACCUGUCUCUUUGGCUUGAGAAGGAGAGGGCAAAUCUUGUCACCAAGUUUGCCAAAAGUGUUUCUGGUUUUGUCAAUGGUAUUUCACUGGAGGAAUACUACUGCUUGAAGUUUUUGUUGAAAUCUAGUCCGACUAGCUUAGCGGACAGUGCCAGAAGACUUGCUCUGGAGUGUUAGCUGUUGCUGAAGCUGUAUCAUGCAGCAGUGUUGCCAUGGUGACAAGAAUGGUCAAUGUUGAUGAGUCUGGUACAAGUUAGUGGAUACAAGACAAGACUUGGUGCCAAGUUUACAGAGUUAUAUUAACUUCUGGGAGAGCCAGUUUACAUAUGUUGCUGAUUAAUAGUUGGAGAGAAAACAUUAUGAUAGUGCUACAACUGAAAUGCUGUAAAGUUAAUAAUUUUCACAUCAAUUUUCAGUCUUCUAAAAUCUAGUGUAGACAUAACCUUCACAUUGUAGCUGUCAUUGUCAGUAUCGACAAUGUUUAUCUAUGCUUGUGUGUGCACUGAUAUAUUUGAUUGUAAGUUAGAUUGCCACCCUCCAUGCUGUUGUCGCCAUAGUGAACGUAGGUGGGCCUUGCUGUGAUACUGUCCCCCUACCACAGUCAACAGCAACUACAGCAAAUUUGCCAUUUCAUGCAUAUGUAGAUAUUGAAAUGUAAUGUGUUGAAAAAAAGGUAAUCAAAGGACUCUGUGCAACCAAAAUUUUCAGAAUCAAAGACAAGGGUCCCAAGAUUAAAAUUGAGCCUAGGAAUUCCAGAAUGCCCCUAACACUGUCUUAUUAAUACUGAAGGGGGUCGCUGUUGGCACACAUGCUACAGAUAUGUACCCCAGGUAUGUUUCAAAUAUACAGAACUGUUCCCCAAACAAAGUCAAAAUACAGAAACGUAGCCUGUACUCUAAACGGUGGAUGCAGGAUUUCAAUUUUCCUUUGAUCUGCGGAUUUCCACUGAUUUUAUUUCAAAUUGAUCAAAUCCUGAACCCGUCAUUCGAUGACACAAUAUUAAGUUUUCAGCUGAAAAUAGAAAUUUUCUGUUGCCAUCCCUGGGCAGACGAGUCCAUGUUGUGAAACCUAAAACCGUUCAAGUGACUGUGAAUGGUAUUGUGCAUCACGAAAUAUAUUUCUCAUUUCUUAUAGAAAAUGCAAGCAAAUGUGCCGGUUCUGAUCACGAGAACGGCACAGUGCAGAAUGGACUCAUCAUUGGGUAUGUUUCUGUAUUUUGAUUGGGGUACAGUUGUACCCGUGCCGACAGCGCCCUCUUCAGCUAUAUUAAUGCUUCCCUGCUGUGUUCCACCAUUAUCGGACUAGCAUGCUGUAGGCAGGACAAGCUAUACCAUCUAGGAGUGGAAACGAUGUCAAAAUUAUUUAGUGACUGAAAGUGGAUGAUCACAGACAAAAUUUCAAUUAUAGAGCUUUUGGAGUUUGUCCUACUUCACAAAUCAUCAUGUGACCUCAGAACCAUUCCACUUAGGCAUGAUUGUAAUCAAUGGGGAUAGACCGAAAGGAUAUUAGAAGUAGGACUGGCUAUCAAUAUAGAUCAUAGGGAUUGAUAAUCUUUGAUAAAAUAUCGAUAAACAUCGGAGAAGUAACUUGAGCAAAAAUGCCAAAAACAUCUGAAAGAAAGAAA